AUGGACGCCGCCGGCGCCUGCCCCGACGGCGGCGGCGGCGGCGCGCUGCCGCUGGGCGUGCCGGCCGUGCCCCCCGGCUUCGCGGCGGUGGCCCUGCCAGAGGGCUUCACGGUCGACGCGACCGGCGCGCUCUGCGGCCCCGACGGCGCGGCGCUGGAGGACCAGCAGGCGGCGCUCGCGGCGGCGCUCGCGCACGCGGCGGGGGCCGCGGGCGAGCUGGGCGGCGAGGUGGACGAGCAGCACGCGGAGCUGGUGCAUCAGCAGCUCGCGGCGAUGCUGCAGCAGCAGCCGGAGGCGUUCCACCCUUACGCCCCUGACGACCUCGGCGCGGCAGCUCAGGGCGCGGGCAGCAGCGGCGGCGCGGGCGAGCGACCGCAGCAACAGCAGCAGCAGCCGCGAAAACGGCAGCAGCAGGAGGAGCAGCAGCAGCAGCAGGGGCGGCAGGAUGAGGGGGCCGUGGGCGCGCAGCGGGCCGGGUACUACGCGCCCCCGGGGCUCCAUGCGGCCAAGCAGCUGGCGGCGGCGCUGCAGCAGCAGGAGCAGCGGCAGCGGCAGCAGCAGCAGCAGCAUGACGAGCUCGCCCGCGCCGGCGGCGACGAGCUGGGAGGCGGCGCGGCCGCACUGGCUGUUUUUGGCGGGCUGCCCGGCGGCGGAGGCCACGUGCCAGACAUGUUUUUUGCGCAGCCUGCGGUGCAGCUGACCUGA
This is a messenger RNA of Monoraphidium neglectum, 705 nucleotides long. RefSeq lists its product as hypothetical. The transcript has a single exon. Bases 1 to 705 code for a protein of 234 amino acids. The record is from RefSeq and is a predicted model, not a curated record. NCBI's taxonomy places the organism in Eukaryota, Viridiplantae, Chlorophyta, Chlorophyceae, Sphaeropleales, Selenastraceae.